CCGGAUGUUGCCAGUUUAGUCAUCCGGGCAGCUGAUAGGCCGUUUAGCCCACUCAAGCUAACGCCGUCUGAAUAGACACAACCAUCUAAAUACUUUACAAUUAAUUACUCAUUUUGUUUUUUAUAACGCCAAAGAAUAACAAUGAUUAAAGCCAUCUUGAUAUUCAACAACCACGGGAAACCGCGGCUGAUUCGAUUCUACCAGUAUUUCGCGGAGGACAUGCAGCAGCAGAUCAUCCGGGAGACUUUCCACUUGGUAUCGAAGAGAGACGACAACGUCUGCAACUUCUUGGAGGGCGGAAGUCUAAUCGGUGGCUCAGAUUACAAGCUGAUCUACCGGCACUACGCAACCCUCUACUUUGUCUUCUGUGUGGACUCGUCUGAGAGCGAGCUCGGCAUCCUGGACCUGAUCCAGGUGUUUGUGGAAACACUGGAUAAAUGCUUUGAAAACGUCUGUGAGCUGGACCUCAUAUUCCACAUGGACAAGGUCCAUUAUAUCUUGCAGGAGGUGGUGAUGGGAGGCAUGGUGCUGGAGACCAACAUGAACGAGAUCGUCGCUCAGGUGGAGGUGCAGAACCGCAUGGAGAAGUCAGAGGGAGGUCUGUCGGCAGCCCCGGCUCGCGCCGUCUCCGCCGUGAAGAACAUGAACCUGCCCGACAUGCCCCGCAACAUCAACAUCGGAGACAUCAACAUCAAAGUGCCGAGCCUCUCCCCGUUCUGAGAAGCCUCCCGUCCGAGCUCUGCGGGGCUGAUGUACUACUGAUCCGCCCAGCUCUUCAGCGAAGGCAGAGGGGAGGGGGGGGUUUUCAUAAAUGUUUGAACGAACCACAGUGGCUUCCUGUCAUUCCAGUCAUUUCACGUGUACAGUAGAUCAGCUGUGGAUUAUUUUUUAAGUUCUAAUCUAUUACAUAAACAGUUACUCCAGUUGAUGGAUUUGCACAACAAUGUAAAAUUUGUUUCUAUAAAGCAUAAAGAGUAACAUUGCUAUCUUUA
Messenger RNA from Scophthalmus maximus (turbot), 992 nucleotides. It is a transcript of the gene ap3s2, whose product is annotated as adaptor related protein complex 3 subunit sigma 2. NCBI's taxonomy places the organism in Eukaryota, Metazoa, Chordata, Actinopteri, Pleuronectiformes, Scophthalmidae. Gene Ontology annotation, cellular component: AP-3 adaptor complex; membrane coat; intracellular membrane-bounded organelle. The transcript is spliced from 6 exons. The record is from RefSeq and is a predicted model, not a curated record. Gene Ontology annotation, biological process: intracellular protein transport; Golgi to vacuole transport. The coding region runs from base 142 to 720 and encodes 192 amino acids.